AUGCCGCCAGACUACCCCAUGAAGCCUCCUAACAUCAUCUUCCUGACACCAAAUGGACGCUUUGAGACCAACAAGAAGAUCUGCCUCAGCAUCUCCGGCCACCACCCUGAGACGUGGCAGCCCUCGUGGAGCAUCCGUACAGCUCUUCUUGCCAUCAUCGGGUUCAUGCCCACCCCAGCCAACGGCACCAUAGGUUCCCUUGACUACACAGCAGCGGAGCGGGCAGCCCUGGCCAAGAGAUCACAGGAGUUUCAGUGCCCCCAGUGUGGCUCUGUGUCGGCCCAGCUUCGGGAACGAACCAGCGACAACCGAGAGCUGCAGGCAGAGGCGAGGGAGGUGAUGGGGAAGGUGGCUGUGACGGUGAAGAUGGACAGCAAGGAGGAAGGAAGCUCCAGCAGCAAGAGUGAGGCACCUGUGCCUUCCUCAUCCCCCUCUGACAGCGAGUUGUCCACACCACCGCCUCCGCAGCCCACUGCCCCGGCCUCAUCCACACCUGGCACCCCACACACUGCUGUGGAAGAGCUUACUAGUGACUCCCAAACUCCCAGCAGUUCUCCAGUUCCCAGUCCACCCCAGGAGGCAGAGGAUGCGUCACCUGAGAUCCUAAUGGAAGGGGCGCCACCCACCCGUAAUGUAAAUGCAAAUUCAGUCCCAUCCAUAGCAGUGUCUGGCCAGGGUUACCUCUACAAUUUUGUCCUGUCCUCCGCGAUCUUCCUUUUCAUAGCAUUAGUGGUGCGAAGAAUCUUCCUCCUGGAGGGGGAGACACCUGAAGAGUUUGAUGAUAUUCUCCUCUGA
This is a messenger RNA of Eriocheir sinensis (Chinese mitten crab), 795 nucleotides long. RefSeq names its product ubiquitin-conjugating enzyme E2 J1-like. The record is from RefSeq and is a predicted model, not a curated record. Bases 1 to 795 code for a protein of 264 amino acids. The transcript has 4 exons. Gene Ontology annotation, molecular function: ubiquitin conjugating enzyme activity. NCBI's taxonomy places the organism in Eukaryota, Metazoa, Arthropoda, Malacostraca, Decapoda, Varunidae. Gene Ontology annotation, biological process: protein polyubiquitination. Gene Ontology annotation, cellular component: nucleus.